GAGCGGCUUCAGGUUUCGGCUCCUCUCGACAGAGUCUGCAGCUCCAGCUGCUGCCCAGUAUCUGCCGCCGUCAGGCUGGAGCUUCCCAAGCCGCCCUUCCUUCCCAAGCCACAGCAGAAAUGACCUCCCUGUCAAGAACUUAGCCUUUUUUUGCUUCUUUCUUCUUCUUUUUUUGUCCCGAGCCGUGCGGCGCCGCCUGAAGAAGCGAGAACUUCUCUUUGUCAACAUGAGGAGCAGGAGCAACUCUGGCGUGAAGCUCGACAACUAUGCCCGCGUAGUGCAGCAAACUAUCCUGCAGCACCAAGAUCCAGUGACCGGCCUUCUCCCGGGCAGCACCGACCACCCGGACGCCUGGGUCAGAGACAAUGUGUACAGCAUUGUGUCCGUGUGGGCCCUCAGUCUGGCCUACAGGAAGAACGCAGACAGGGACGAGGACAAGGCCAAGGCCUAUGAGCUGGAGCAGAGUGUGGUGAAGCUGAUGAGAGGCGUCCUCCAGUGUAUAAUGAGACAGCUGGACAAGGUGGAGAAGUUUAAAUACAGCCGGAGCACCAAGGACUCGCUCCACGCCAAGUACAACACCAGGACCUGCGCCACCGUCGUCGGCGACGACCAGUGGGGCCACCUGCAGGUGGACGCCACCUCUCUCUUCCUGCUCUUCCUCGCUCAGAUGACGGCGUCAGGCCUUCACAUCAUCUACACGCAAGACGAAGUGGACGUAGUUCAGAACCUCAUGUUCUACAUCGAGGCGGCUUACAAAGUGGCUGAUUACGGGAUGUGGGAGAGAGGAGACAAGACCAACCAGGGCAUCACGGAGCUUAAUGCCAGCUCCAUAGGCACAGCCAAGGCAGCUUUGGAGGCUCUGGAUGAACUCAACCUGUUUGGAGCAAAAGGAGGCCCUGGAUCUGUGGUCCAUGCUCUGGCUGAUGACAUCCAGCACUGCCAGUCCAUUCUGACGUCGAUGCUACCCAGAGCGUCCAUCUCUAAAGAGGUGGACGCCGGAGUCCUGGCAAUCCUCACCUACCCGGCCUUCGCCGUGGAGGACAUGAGCAUAGUCAACAUGACCAAGGAGGAGAUCAUCUCAAAGCUGCAGGGUCGAUACGGCUGCUGCAGGUUUCUUAGAGACGGCCACAAAACUCCCCGAGAGGAUCCCAACAGGCUGUAUUACGAGUCCGCUGAGCUUAAACUGUUUGAAAAUAUCGAGUGCGAGUGGCCCCUGUUUUGGACGUAUCUCAUACUGGACGGCAUUUUUAGCAACAGCCAUGAGCAGGUGCAGGAGUAUCAGGAGGCGCUGGAGGGGAUCCUGAUCAAGCAGAAAGAUGGGAUCAAGCUGCUGCCAGAGCUCUACAGUGUCCCUCCAGAUAAGGUGGACGAGGAGUACGAGAACCCUCACUCAGUAGAAAGGAUCCCGAUGGGGAAAUGUCCCCUGAAAUGGGGCCAGUCCCUGUACAUCCUUGGAAAACUCCUGACUGAGGGUUUUCUCGCCCCCGGGGAGAUCGACCCUCUUAACCGGCGGUUCUCCACAAUCCCCAAGCCUGACGUAGUCGUACAGGUGUCCGUUUUGGCUGAGACGGAGGAGAUUAAGGAGCUGCUGAUGAAGAACGGUAUAAACGUGGAGACGGUGGCUGAUAUCCAUCCCAUCCACGUUCAGCCCUCCAGAGUCCUCAGCCACAUCUACGCCAGACUCGGCCGUAACCCAAGGCUCGGCCUGACAGGGCGACCCUACAGAAGGAUAGGAGUUCUGGGAACCUCCAAGUUCUACAUCAUCAGAAAUACCAUCUUUGCUUUCACACCUCAGUUUAUCGACCACAAGCAGUUCUACUUGGCUCUGGACAACAAGAUGAUCGUGGAGAUGCUGAGGAACGAGAUCGCCUACCUGUCGUCCAGGUGGAGGAUAACUGGACGACCGACGGUCACCUUCCCCAUCUCACAGACUAUGCUGACCGAGGACCGCACGGACCUGGACCCAGCAGUCCUGGCUACGCUGAAGAAGUUGCAGGAUGGAUAUUACGGAGGAGCAAGGACCCAGACCGGAAAGCUGUCGGAGUUCCUGACCACUUCCUGCUGCGCUCACCUCAGCUUCCUGGACGGUAAGGCUCCUGGCGGCAUGGUCCGGCACGGCGGCCAUUGUGAUGAUGAUGAUGAUGAUGAUGAUGACAGCGAUGGAUACGUGCAUGAAUUACGUUGUGAUGAUGAAGCGGACGACCUGGCCCAGUAUCUGGACCACCUGUUGGCUCACUCGGCCCCCAAGAAGUCUAAGCGGGCGGCGGGAGGUCUGGGCAGGUUCAAGGCCGUGGCCACCAAAACCAAAGAGAUGGUUUCUCUGAUGAGCAAGGCCCAGGACCUGAACAUCCACAACGUCAACAUGUACCUGCCGAGCAAGCUGUUUCGUUCUUCUCAGCCGUCGCUCAACCUGAACCUCACAGACCCUUCUGAGCCUCAGGAAACUCAGGGCUCAGAGGUGUCGAUCUCGGUGGAGAGCGGCAUCCCCAGAGACGAGAGCGGCGCCGUCGACUACAACGCUCUGGUCCAGCUGCUGAAGGACACGACAAACCUCCAGGACCAGGCAGAUAUACUUUACAUCCUCUUCAAAGACAAAGGCAUGGAGUGGGACACCCAGCUGCAAGGCAAAGGCUCCACGGUCAGAUCUCUGCUCAGCGAGCUUUACGAGAAGGCCGGGGACCUCAAACUCUGGGGCCUCAUCAGGAUGAUCUCUGGCAUGCUGAAGAAGAAGGUGGAGGAGCUCGACUCGGCGUGCUCUGAUCUGCUGGCGCACCAGAAGCACCUGACCGUGGGCCUGCCUCCCGAGCCCAGGGAGAAAACCAUCACGGCUCCGAUCCCGCCGGACCAGCUGGCCGCGCUCAUCGACGAGGCCAGCGACAACAACGUCAGCGUGGCCGUCCUCACCCAGGAGAUCAUGGUGUACCUGGCGAUGAGCAUCAGGACUCAGCCCAGUCUGUUCAGCGAGAUGUUCCGGCUGCGUAUCGGCCUCAUCAUUCAGGUCAUGGCUACUGAACUCGCUCAGUCGCUCAACUGCUCAGGAGAGGAAGCCACAGAGAGCCUGACGAGUCUCAGCCCGUUCGAACUGAAGAAUCUGCUGCACCACAUCCUGAGUGGGAGAGAGUUCGGAGUGCAGCGCAGCGUGCGGGAGGUGGACGCCGGCGUCAGUCCUGCCAUCUCCAUCCAUCACCUGGGCAACGCGGGCGCCACAAAGAGCGAGAGAGCGGGCAUCAGUAAACUGAAGAGCGACAUGAAGAUGCUGGAACGCAGGUUGUCUAUGAUGGACCCCAGUAAGCUCGACCAGCCUAUGACGCCCACUGAAAAGGGCGCCCGAGCUCAGUCACUGGACGUAGAAAAGAUCGAAUCUGGGAGGUACAGACUGCCAUCGGUGGAGUCUCUGGACAUCCCAGACAGCCUUCCCGCCUCCAAGGACAGCAGACACGGCCAGUGGCUGCGCAGGCGGCGGCUGGACGGAGCCCUCAACAGGGUGCCUGUUGGCUUCUACCAGAAAGUGUGGAAGAUCCUGCAGAAGUGCCACGGUCUGUCAAUAGAGGGCUUUGUCCUUCCAUCCUCAACCACCAGAGAGAUGACCCCAGGAGAGAUUAAGUUCUCCGUCCACGUGGAGACGGUGCUGAACCGCGUCCCCCAGCCCGAGUACCGACAGCUGCUGGUGGAGGCCAUCCUGGUCCUCACCAUGCUGGCCGACGUGGACAUCCCCAGCAUCGGCUCCAUCGUUCACGUGGAGAAGAUCGUCCACCAGGCCAACGACAUGUUCUACAAAGAUCAGAAGGACCUGGGAGCAGAAGAGCACAUCCUGGAGAAGGACCCGUCCACAGGAGUGUGCAGGCUGCUGUACGACAGCGCCCCCAGUGGCCGCUUUGGGAGCAUGACCUACCUCACCAAGGCAGUGGCGGUGUAUGUUCAGGACUUCCUGCCCAGUGGGGCGUGUGCAGUGCAGUGAUGGGCUCCAAGUAGAGAAAAUCAUGCAGCGUUGUUUAUAAUAAAGCAAUAAAACAGCAGAGAGGAGCGAGUAGGAGCUGUGAGGUCAAAGUGUUAAAGUGUGUUGCUGUGUUUUUAGGCGUUAGGUUAAAAGCCAAAUAACACGCGUUCAUGUCGCUACAUUUAGUCGUCGUUUUUUUCGUUCUUUUUUGUCUUUAAGGAAGUCCUCAGUGCUCAUAUCUAAUUAACAGCCUUCACCUGAAACUUUAUUCGUACAGUAUGAUGGGACGGCCACACAUACUGGAACUGUGUGUCUUUCCUCUUAAGCCUCUGAGUACUUGUAAGUUUCUCCACGUCUGCAAAAAGACAAAAGUUAUAAUGUAAAAACUGAUCCAACAAGCAGAUCCAUCUUAUAUUGUCCUCAAAAGUAGGUUAAUUUAAAAAAACACACAUAAGGAAGGUAAUAAUACAUACACCCGAGGAGACUGUACACAAUUUAAGGUUCACAAGAUUGUUUUACCAGCAUUUUUUAUAUUAUUUUCACGCAUAGAUCAAGUUUUUCACAAAGCCCAAAUUGGAUCUUAAAACACUAAAAUCAUUCUGGAAAAGGUCUGACUUUGACCUGUUAAUAUAUUGCGGUCUUGAUGCUUCUCUGAGGUGGCUUUAAUGCUGAAAAUGCCCAAAAAUGCUAAUUUCUUAAUGUUUUCACAAAAAAGAAUAAAGGUUUCAUAUUCAAAACUGUGUUCUUGGGAACUUCAGACUCCAGAAUAUAUCAAAUUCCAGUUUGAUCAAAGAGUCGAUAUUAGAUGUGACUGAAAGCAGGCAAGAAAAGGCAAAAAAAAAAAAAAUGAUCCAUUGUUUAGUGCCAGCAUGGAACGCUGCCAUCUUUAGCAUUUAGCCAAAUGUAACAUUUAUUGGUUAAUAGUAUAUCUGCAGUGCUCACAAAUUACUCCUUUCUUUUUUUUUUACCUCUCUGUCACCUUUUGUCUUCCACCCAAAAUGCUGCAGUUAAAUGACUUGAAAUUGUUACAGGAGCACAGAGGAAGCCUUUACCAGAGGGUUUUUUACUACCCGAGUCUUUUUUUUUUUUUUAUUGUGCUCUUAACUACUUCCUGUUUUAAUCCGAUACGUUUGAAAGACAGACUGAAAUCAAUCGCUUUGCUGGCAGUAGCUGCACUGCAGAUUAGAAGACACGUUUGACUUUGACGGGAAAUGUGCUAUUUAAUGUCGGGGGGCUCUAGUCACACCCAUACUGUACACUACCCUUUUUUUAUGUGUAUGAUUGCAAUGUGUGAGUUUAUUCAUAUUAAGAAAGGAAAACAGCAGCUUAUGCAUCACCACCUUCAGUAUUGGUCCCGGGCCGUUUUACAAUAUCGUCUUUUUACUGAACUUUCUUUAGUAACCCAUUUGUGUUUUGUUGUUUCAUGGAACCAAACCAUUUUUCUUUUUUUUGUCUGGAGUAAUGGGAUUGAUCCCCGGACGAACGAGCGACAGCUAACAAGACUGAUCAUAACGGCUUUCACGUGUGCAAUCUUCAUGAACUGAACAGCUUCAAACUAGCGAGUUAACAGUUGUAGCCAAUCCAACAAGGCUCGUCGUUGGACUGCAAUGUAUAUAAAUCAGCGCACUCUAUUUAGGUAUGGGCUUCUAAAGACGGUCACCCAACUAAAGGAGAUAAUGGCCUUAACCAUCGUUGCUUAACGCUGUUUUUAGUUUUAACUGCUCAAAGCAGCCUUUUCAGGUUGCGUUGCUGGAAAACCGGCACGUUUCUUGCUCACGUUUAGCCUUUAUUGCGUCGAUGAGUUGCAUGUGUCCCACUUGUCGCACUCUGCCCUCGUGCGUCGCUCCUUUUAAGCAUAAGCUGCGAUAUUGUGUUGUUUCCUGCUGCCGUAGACUGAGCUGUGGGCUUGUUUAUAGUGAACCAGUUUACACAUGUCUGUUGUUUCGCACUAGCUUUUAUAGUUGUAUAUGUGUAACCCUGAAACGCUGGAUGGUUUAGAGGCUCACUGCGGAACAUUGAGAGGAGAUCAGGAAUGAACUGAAUGCAGGUGAAGAACAUACUUGAUUGUGCCUCUUGUGCCUAAAAUGAGAUUACUUUUUUUUUUUUUUUUUUUUUUUUUAGAUAUUUAAGCACACUCCUCGAUAAUUAUACUCUUGGAAGUAGAGUGAGUCUGUAUGUUCUGAGCAGAGUGAGCUGCUGGUUGACUGCAUUUGAGACUAAUUCUGUAAUAAAAAACAGUAAAAUCUA
This is a messenger RNA of Fundulus heteroclitus (mummichog), 6184 nucleotides long. It is a transcript of the gene phka1a, whose product is annotated as phosphorylase kinase, alpha 1a (muscle). Gene Ontology annotation, cellular component: phosphorylase kinase complex. Gene Ontology annotation, biological process: glycogen metabolic process. Lineage: Eukaryota; Metazoa; Chordata; Actinopteri; Cyprinodontiformes; Fundulidae. The coding region runs from base 227 to 3958 and encodes 1243 amino acids. The record is from RefSeq and is a predicted model, not a curated record. The transcript is spliced from 33 exons. Gene Ontology annotation, molecular function: calmodulin binding.